AUGUCUCUUUCGGGACCCAGCAACGACAAACCAACCGACCCCUACAAGGAAAAGAAUCUCGACACAGAAACAUCGGUCGAGGGGAAAGUAAAUGGUCUCAUUGAAUUUAUAACCAAAUGCAAACUCGGUAUGAUGACUACUAGAGACGCUGCCAGCGGAAUGCUAGUGAGCAGAUGCAUGGCCAUAGUUGGUACCGAGAACGGCAUCGACCUUGUUUUCCAUACGAACACAGCAACGGGGAAAUCAGACGAGCUGAACAAUGACCCACACGUUAACAUCUCAUUUCUGAGGGACUCUGAUUGGGCAUCAAUUAGCGGUAUUGCCCAAGUUAUUCAGGACACCGAGGAGGUUAAAAAACACUAUUCCUCGACUUUGAAAGCUUGGGUUGGGGAUUUGGGCGACGGCGUCCACGAUGGUUCGGUCAAAGAUCCUAGACUGGGCGUUAUCAAAGUCAGGGCACUAACGGCAACAUACGCCAUUGCCCAUGCUGCUAGUAUUACUCGCACACUCGAAGUUGCGAAGGGUGCAGUAACCGGAAACGUUGCGAGUGUCAAUACGCUCCGUGAGAUCACUCUAAAGGACAUCGAACUAUGGAGGAGAAGCAAAGAGCUUGUCACAUAA
This is a messenger RNA of Orbilia oligospora ATCC 24927, 621 nucleotides long. RefSeq lists its product as uncharacterized. The transcript is spliced from 4 exons. The record is from RefSeq and is a predicted model, not a curated record. The coding region runs from base 1 to 621 and encodes 206 amino acids. Lineage: Eukaryota; Fungi; Ascomycota; Orbiliomycetes; Orbiliales; Orbiliaceae.